This is a messenger RNA of Acanthocheilonema viteae, 517 nucleotides long. The record is from the annotation of a GenBank genome assembly. Lineage: Eukaryota; Metazoa; Nematoda; Chromadorea; Rhabditida; Onchocercidae.
GUUAUCAUCUUUAUUGAACGAUGAAAGAGAAGCUACCAAAGAAAAUGUCGAAAGAAAGCAAGCACGAGGAAUCGGGGAAAAUAUGGAAGAAGAGGAAGACAUAAACGAUAUGUCAGAUGAUGAUGAAGAUGAUAGCAUUCCGUACAAUCCCAAAAAUUUACCCUUGGGAUGGGAUGGUAAACCAAUUCCAUAUUGGCUGUACAAAUUGCAUGGUCUCAAUAUAUCCUUCCCAUGCGAAAUUUGUGGCAAUCAGGUCUACAAAGGACCGAAGGCAUUUCAACGACAUUUUAAUGAGUGGCGUCAUUCGCAUGGCAUGCGUUGUCUGGGAAUCCCGAAUACUGCACAUUUUGCCAAUAUUACGAAAAUUUCUGAUGCUGUCGAACUUUGGGGAAAAAUACGACGGCAAAAAGAAUCGCUGAAGUGGAAUCCCGAACAUGAUGAAGAGUUUGAGGAUUCCGCCGGAAAUGUCGUCAAUAAACGAACAUUUGAAGAUCUUAAAAGACAAGGACUUUUGUGA